UUUGUCUCAGCUUGUUGAAAAUGGCGGGUGUAAGUGGCUGCAUGAAGUACUCCAUGUUCAUCUUCAACUUCUUAUUUUGGGUGUGUGGUUCUGUUAUUUUGGGAGUCUCUAUAUGGAUACGUGUUAGCAAAAAUGCUCAGCAGGAGCUAGAGAUAGACAGCAGCCUGUUUGCAGGGGUUGAUCUGCUGAUAGCUGUGGGCUCCAUUAUUAUGGUCCUUGGGUUUCUGGGAUGCUGUGGUGCCAUAAAGGAGAGCCGGUGCAUGCUGCUUUUGUUUUUUAUUGGACUGCUUCUGAUCCUGAUCCUUCAGGUCACAGGAGGUAUUUUAGGAGCAGUGUACAGAUCUCAGAUUGAAACAUCCCUUAACAAGACUCUCCUGGAGAGUGUGAAAUCACUGCAAAGCUCUACAGAAGAAUCUAAAGUGUUUCAAGAGAAGUUCCAGAAGUUUGAGAGAAUGAACCAGUGCUGCGGUUUGCUGAAUGGCCCUGCAGACUGGGGAAAAAAUUUUAAUACUCCUCUUGAUAACAAUAAAAUCUGUGAGUGUGAAGUAAAGAACCCAUCAGCAGACCUCUGCACCUUCUUCCAAGGCAGACUCGUUUAUAAAACGCCUUGUGGAGUUGUGAUUAUCGAAUAUCUUAAAGACCAUCUGCUCAUAAUUAUGGGGAUCGCCUUUGGACUGGCUAUUAUUGAGAUUCUUGGUUUGGGGUUUUCUAUGAGCCUCUACUGCCAGAUCCAGAGAAAAUGAAACUGUGGAAGUGUCAGAACGAUGUCACCAGCCAAAUCAAAACCUUUGUAGAUAGAAGGAUAUUUGGCUUGGCACAUUCAGAUAAAUAUAUGCAUGUCCCAGGCAGCUGUUCUGAUGAAAACAGCAGCCCUUGUGCACACGGAUGCUUCACAAUUUGAAAAAUGACCUCCUUAUACUUUGUAAGAUUUAAUGAU
Molecule: messenger RNA, 937 nt
Organism: Tyto alba (common barn owl)
Lineage: Eukaryota; Metazoa; Chordata; Aves; Strigiformes; Tytonidae
Gene: TSPAN8
Product: tetraspanin 8
Exons: 8
Coding region: 21-743 (240 amino acids)
Cellular component (GO): membrane
Source: RefSeq, a predicted model, not a curated record